UUUCCGCUCGGCCUAUGAGAACUUCCGGUGCACAAUUUUGAAUCUUCGUUGUUCGCUUUCGGUUGCUAUCCGAGGUUUGGGCCCAAAGCAAAUGUACUGACCAUAAUCUUCAAAGAGAGAGAGAGACCAUGGAUGACGAUAAUCACAGAUUAUUUCAAAGAGUGUCAGAGAAACUGGGCUGGUCAGAGAAGGGAGGAUUGGAAACCGCAGAGAAACAGCUGAUUAAGAGCAUCAGUAAGACUCGGCGUCUGGCCACAGGCUGUCAUGGCUUCAGGGGUGCUCAAAACCUUCCUCCCCCAGUCCAGCUACACCUGCUAGACAGUGAGGAAGAGGAUGACAGAGGCUCAGGGAAAGAGAACCAGGUCUCCAAGGGCAACAGUUACAGGACCACGGUGUUCAUGGAGUCCAGUGACGAUGAUUUCGACCAGUUUCUUGUGGAGCAGGCUACACCCAAAACGGCUUCUCGGAAACAUUGCAGUGCUGCUAAGAAAGUCAGUGAACCAGUCCUUGUAUUAAGCUCAGACAGUGAUGACCACUUUGAAAACUUCCUGAGUCGUGUGAAAACUCCCAAGCCUAAGCCCAAGGAAGCGGAGCGUGGCAGUGUAGACAGCAUCAGAAACUUCAUUGUCGACAGCUUUUCCUCCGAUGAUGACUUUGUCGUUGAGAGGAAGAAAAAACCUACCUCUAAAGGUGCCUUUAAGACCCCUAAGUCGUCAUCCUUCCAGACCCCAGUCAGAAGACCCCUGUCCCAGUGUGACACUCCAGUUUUCCUCAGCGACAGUGAAGAAGAUGAUGGUAUUGUGAUGAAGAGCACGUGGAGGACAUGCCACCCUGUGCACCGGCCGCCGCCACAGACCCACAAAGUCAACGUCCUACAAAGUAACCAGAAGGACAAAAUCUUCUUUCCCUCUCCCAGCCCUCCUCCUCUGCCUUCCCUCUCUCCCUCCCCUCCUCCUUUGCCUUUCCUCUCUCCCAGCUCUCCUCCUCUCCGCUCCUCCUUCACCCCCUCCCUGACCCCCCUUCCACAGCGGAACUACUCAGCCCCGUCGAAGGUGGAGGACUCAGCCAGCUCAGAGGAAGAGUUCCUCAGCUUACUGGACAGAAUUAAGAAGAACCACAAGACCGGCAACACCCCAACACCUAAACACAACCACGGGCUAAACCCAACACCUAACACAACACUCCACACAGGCCUAAACCAUACGCAAACGGGUAACACCCCAACACCAAACCCAAACGGUAACACCACCCCAACACCUAAACACAACACGGGGCCCAAUCAGAAGCCCCCCCUGUCAGCUCCACGGCAAAAAGCCUCGAAAGAGGUGUGCCCUCGGCCGUUAUUGAGAACGCCCUUGGAUCUGAAGACCCCGGUGCGGGCGCCCGUCACUAAACCCACUGUGUCCCAGCCGGAAUCCAGACUCAAGACCAGCAGCCUUUCUUCCUCCAGUGUAUCAGCAGCAGGGUGUCAGACUCCGGGAUGUUUCCUCCAGUCUCUGUCUGGACCAGGCUCCAUCUACAGCCGCAACUUCAAACAGACCAAGGAGGAGCUCACCACCAAACUUUACCACCUGUACAACACCAGCGUGUUCAACAACAAGCUGCCCAGUAACAUGUCAGUGAGCUGGAAUAACAAGAUGAGYAAGACUGCUGGRUACUGCAUCACAGGGCAGGAGAGAGGAGGYGGGAACCGAUACGCCCGUAUCCAGCUCUCUGAGAAAGUCUGUGACUCUGCAGACCGCCUGCGUGACACGUUAGUCCAUGAGAUGUGCCARGCUGCCACCUGGUUGAUCAACAGUGUGAGGGAUGGGCACGGUCCCUUCUGGAAGCUGUACGCCCGCAAGGCCACGCUGGCACACCCCGAGCUGCCCGUGGUCACCCGCUGCCACAGCUACGACAUUAACUACAAGUACCAGUACCAGUGCAGCCGCUGCAAAAACACACUCGGUCGUCACUCUAAGUCUCUGGACACCCAGAGGUUUGUGUGUGCCCUCUGUACGGGUCCGCUGGUCCUGCUCACCCCCGCCAAGCCCCGGGCGCCCACGCCCUUCGCCAACUUCGUCAAGGAGAACUAUGGCAGUGUUCGCCAAAACCUGGCGGGUCAGAGCCACGGUGAGGUAAUGAGGAAACUCAGUGUUGACUUCGCCACCAAGACCAAACUCAGCCAGAACUGAGAGGGGGAGAGAGAUGAGCUGGAAUCAUUCUAACCUGGAUUCCACCUACAUUACUCUCGUCUCCUGGACUAUAAAGCACUCUUGAUAACUCUUGAUAAAGCACUCUUGUUCAGUAGUAUCUGUAAAAUCCUCUCUGAACAUGCCUUCUAUUCAUUCCUUGAAGGUUUCCACUGCUCUGAGUUGAAGCAAUGGUGGGAUCCUUCUCUUUCAUCCAUCCUAAUGUCUUAGAUUAGUGGGAUCCUUCUCUUUCAUCCAUCCUAAUGUCUUAGAUUAGUGGGAUCCUUAUCAUUUCAUCCAUCCUAAUGUGUUAGAUUAGUGGGAUCUUCAAGUUGAUAGGUCUGUCUUAAAUACCUCUGUGUAUGUAUCAGGUUUUCAGAGGCAGCUAGGGUGAGUGUCAUUCCUUACCUCUGUAGCUGGAGUCUCACCGUUACAGUGAAAUGAGCCAAGAGACACACUGAACAGUGACUAAAGGCAACGUGAAUCAGUCAUAUUGUUGUCUAGCCUGCCUGUGACAUGGAUUCAUACCCUUCAAGUAUCAUUUUUUGACCAACUGCUUUGAAUUAUUUGAAAUAUGAAUCAGAAAAUAGUUCCAUGAAGUUUCAUACGGUGCAUAAAAGGCAGAUCUGGCAACUUCACAUACAAUGUAUGUUACAUUUUGAAUGUUUGUCUUAAUGUUUUUUUUUUCAUGUUUUGUUUUUGAAUAAAGAUUUGAUGUUUUACA
Molecule: messenger RNA, 2895 nt
Organism: Salvelinus sp. IW2-2015
Lineage: Eukaryota; Metazoa; Chordata; Actinopteri; Salmoniformes; Salmonidae
Source: RefSeq, a predicted model, not a curated record